CGAAGAAACGGUAACUGGCAAAUUUACGACCAGUUGUCUCAUCAUCCUUUCAGAGACCUGGAGACGGUCCCAGCGGAUCCAACGGCAAGAGAAGGAGAGAUAGGGCUGGCGAGACGGUACCUUACGUGGAAGGCUUGGAUACAAAGAACCUAGAAGUAUGCAUGUUCCUCUUUUCAUCUCGAAAUGCCAAUCUCCUUCUCGUGCUUCUCCAAUAUCGAGUGGGUCGCCUGCCGACCCCGGCCCGCCUGGCUUGGAAGCUUGCUGAAGCCUGGUCAUUGAUGGGAUGGGAUGGAGCACUGGAGCAAUUUAGUAGCAAGUCUGGCAAGUUGGAGCCCCAGAGAUUGUGUUCAACUGAAGGAUGGCGUCUUGCUAUGCUUACCCACGCGGUUUCUCAAAUGUUAAUUAUCCCCGAGACCACAUGCGACAGCCUACAGGCGCUGCGGCGCAGGUGCAGGUGCAGGCGGGCGACCGCCGACGAUGACAUGGCCUUUUAUCACAUAAGCUAUCCGUUCUAAUCCCUACCUUAAUGGGUUCCGGAUGAUGCUGAAUGGUAGGGGGCAGCCAGGCAGGCC
Messenger RNA from Colletotrichum acutatum, 572 nucleotides. RefSeq lists its product as uncharacterized. Lineage: Eukaryota; Fungi; Ascomycota; Sordariomycetes; Glomerellales; Glomerellaceae. The record is from RefSeq and is a predicted model, not a curated record. The transcript has a single exon. The coding region runs from base 162 to 515 and encodes 117 amino acids.